AUGUCCUUUUUAUUUAUGCUUAAUCAGCUAUCUCUUCAAUAUAUACGAGACGUCGUCUACUUGAUUUUAUGCCUUUGCUACCCAUUUUUUAUUUGCAUGAAACUAGAAAUGCAUAAGCUCAAAAAAAUUGCAUUUGGGAUCUGGAUAUUGUUAAUAAUGUCCGCUUGCAUUUAUGACAUUGCUUUUUUGGAAAGGAAUGAAAGAAGUUUAUAA
Molecule: messenger RNA, 213 nt
Organism: Blepharisma stoltei
Lineage: Eukaryota; Ciliophora; Heterotrichea; Heterotrichida; Blepharismidae
Source: the annotation of a GenBank genome assembly